GUGAAAGCGGAAUACUUCAUACUCCGACCCGUCCCAAGUACAUGAGCUAAACAAAGCUCGAGUGACACCACGCACUAACAAACGCGUGAUAGCUUCUUUAGGCAAAAUAAAAGCAUUCCAGUAUUAUCCCCUUCUUUACCAGGAAACACAACAGAAAGUGAACAAAAUAGAAACCCAUUGAAGAAAAAUCAAAGUCCAAAAAAGCCAUCAAAUCAUACCCAAAAAAAAAAACACCAAUUCAAUAUGGCACAACCCAAGCAACAACCACUCCAAAUACCCCAACAAAAUCAAUCGCCAAUAAUCCCCUCAAAUUUUCUCAUAAAAAUCAUGAGCAAAAGACGUACAUGGGUUAUUCUCUUCAUCUCUGUAUACACACUACUACUAUCCAUUUCUUGGAACUUUCUUAAUUCUGUACUUUCUUGGUACGAAUCAACUGUGUCAGAAAAUUCUGGGUGGCCAGCUUUAUAUGCAUCUGUGUUAUUAGGUUUAGCUUUUGGCGUAUUGUCGAUGGUGGCUGCUUUAGCUGUUGCUGUACCUGCUACACUUGUUACUUGGAUAACUAUUUUGGUUUUGUUAACGUUUGCUGGAAAACCAAGAAGGGAUUUAGUCUCGGAAGGUAAAAAAUUGACUGUUGAUAUUACUAGAUUUGUUGUUAAAGUUUUGAUCAAAGAGGGGAAUGUUGUGGCUGCUCUUUGUGCUAUUAUUGGAUAUUUUGUACUUGUUAGAAGGAAUAAACAAGAUGGAAAUAAUGGUGGUGCUGUUGAUUAUUGACUUCAUUUUGGGUAAUUAGGAAAUUGUAAUUGUAAUUUUGUUUCUAAAUUAGUUUCUAGAAUUUGAUUUUUGUUUUUGAUUUUGAAGAUUCAGGGGGAUUAGGGUUUGUGAAAAGCUCUAUAAGAAGUGUUUAUCUAACCGUAGAUGAAUCAUAAAUGUAGUUUCUACGCAAUGUAAUCUAAUCAUGUAUUUGUGAAAUGGGAUAUUGGCCUCCAUUAUGUA
This is a messenger RNA of Capsicum annuum, 993 nucleotides long. RefSeq lists its product as uncharacterized. The coding region runs from base 244 to 771 and encodes 175 amino acids. The transcript has a single exon. The record is from RefSeq and is a predicted model, not a curated record. Lineage: Eukaryota; Viridiplantae; Streptophyta; Magnoliopsida; Solanales; Solanaceae.